GACAAUCUAUAAGACGACGGCUCUGCCGAAAAUAAAGACAAUCAUCUCCCUCAGCUCAUCCCCUUCACACUUAAAAUCGCCUCCGACCUUAUUCGUCCUCUAAACACCAUCCUAUAUCCAAUCCCAGACACAUCUUCAGAGUCUGCGACUUGCAUCCCAUACUUCCACAACAUACACUGCCGCUUCAUCAUGGGCCUCUACCGCGCAGCCUACUCCCAGCUCUUCCCCCCUAAACCCACCUUCACCGAAAAGGACAUCCCCGCCGGCAGCCAAGUCGGCAAAGUCUACAUCGUCACUGGCGCAAACCAGGGUAUCGGCUUCGAGCUCAUCAAGCUCCUAUACCACUCCGGGGCGACCAUCUACCUCGCCGGCCGCUCAACAGAGCGUCUCGACGAGGCGAUCAAAACCAUAACCUCAAUUACACCAACUCCUCAAACACCCGCAGUACUCAAGCCCCUCUUCCUCGACCUCAACGACCUCGCAGCCGUAAAGGCAUCCGCCGCCGCAUUCGCGGCUCAGGAAUCGAGGUUGGACAUCGUAUGGAACAACGCGGGCAUUGGCGGCGCGCCGCUAGGCACAACGACGAAGCAGGGGAUCGAGGGGCAUAUCGGGGUGAACUGCGUAGGACCGCUUCUCUUCACACAGCUCCUGCACCCACUCCUCCAGGCCGCUGCAAAAUCUUCCUCGAAGGGCAGCGUGCGGAUCGUCUGGACCAGUUCACCGAUCGUCGAUAUGGGCGCGCCGAAGGGCGGAGUGGACUUUAAAUCGAUCGAUUCCGGCAAAACUGCCAACUCGAACCGUGAUUACUCCUGCUCGAAAGUCGGCAACUGGUUCCUCGCUGACGAAGGCGCGAAGAGGUGGGGCAAAGAUGGGAUCGUGAGUGUGGUGCAGAACCCUGGGAAUCUGAACACGAGCGCGUAUAGGUACCAGUCGGGGUUGAUGAUGUUUUUCGUGAGGCCGAUACUGAGUGAACCCAAGUUUGGCGGGUAUACGAUGCUUUAUUCGGGAUUCACAGGGGAUGUGGGACUGGAGAGUAAUGGGGCGUAUAUUUGGCCGUUUGGGAGGAAAGUUCCGAAUGUGAGGGCGGAUAUUUACCAGGCGAUUGAGGAGGGGAAGGCGAGGGAGUUCUGGGAAUGGUGCGAGAAGAAAUUUAAGGCGUAUUUAUGAUGGUGAGAAGCGUCUGUUAGGGGAUGACUAGUUGGUGAAUAGGUAGUGAGCGGCGGCGUGUCCAAGUAAUAGAAGUGAAUUGUACCUUACGAG
Molecule: messenger RNA, 1260 nt
Organism: Mytilinidion resinicola
Lineage: Eukaryota; Fungi; Ascomycota; Dothideomycetes; Mytilinidiales; Mytilinidiaceae
Product: NAD(P)-binding protein
Exons: 1
Coding region: 190-1167 (325 amino acids)
Source: RefSeq, a predicted model, not a curated record